Molecule: messenger RNA, 1867 nt
Organism: Nothobranchius furzeri (turquoise killifish)
Lineage: Eukaryota; Metazoa; Chordata; Actinopteri; Cyprinodontiformes; Nothobranchiidae
Product: immunoglobulin superfamily member 6
Source: RefSeq, a predicted model, not a curated record
UUUUUAUAUUUCUGUAUUUUCAGUCCAGUUGUAUAAUUUUAAGAUAAGAUAGAUAAGAACAACUUUAUUUAUCCCGAGGGAAAUUGUUGUGUCAUGUACAUGCUCAAAGCAGUAGGAGAGACAAAGGAACAGGUGAAACAGAUAUAAGAUAUUUACAAGAUGAUCAGGUAAAUGUUACUCUAGUGACACACAAAAACAGAUAAAACAAUAAAACUUUGAAACUUUUUGCAGCUCAAUGUAAAAAUUUAAUAGUUGUAAUUUAGGCUCAGAUCGAAAUAAUGGUUUUAAUAUGGAUAUGAGGAAAGCUCGGCCAUGUUUCUAUUUCUUUACAAUGUUGAUGAUGUCUGGGAAUAUUUUAAAUACAUUUAUGGCUUUCCCACAUUGCCCCAUCACCUGUGCACAGACACUUGCACAGUUGACAGAAACCAACCGUCCUGCUUUUAGUGUGAUAUUUACAUCAGACAAAAUCAUACAGCUGACAACAUUUAUACCAGCACGAUUUAUGAGAGAACUCAAAAUAUUCUUUUCCAACUGAUAAAAUAAUAAAAAUAAUCUGAUAAGAACUCACAAUGUUUAAAUUUUUUUCUUGGAGGAGGAAAAGGGGAAGUAGCUGUUGAGGAAGUGAGGUUAGAGACGUGUUACCAUGCUUCAGUCUUUCACAUCACCUCAUUCAGGAAAUCAUAAGCUGUGGAGCUUCAGACAUGGAGGGCUUGCGCUGGCUGUCUCUCCUCUUCACGCUGCUCCCUGGGACAGAAAGCAGAGAAGAGACCGAAGGCUGCUUAUCACAGCCACACAAGGCCAUCUGGCACAGAAUAGGACAAUCCGCAGUUCUCCCCUGUAACAGCAACUGUUCAGAUCCACACCAGCAUUAUCAAUGGUUUGUUUUCAAAGAACACCACCACUUUCUUCUCACCUUGAGCAGCCGCCACAGCCUUCAUGAAGCAACUCUACACAUCAAGUCUCUUAACGUCAACGACAGCGGGAUCUACUACUGUGCUGCAGAGUCUAAAAGUGAAACAAAUUGCUGCAAACAGCACAUAGGAACAGGAACAACUCUUGUUAUAAAAGAACAAUUUAAAAUAAUCAUGAGAAGCAUUUAUCUGUGGGUGUUAUUCAUCAUCUUGGCCAUCUACAGCAUCGUGAUAGUGGUACUUAUUCUAAAGAAGCAUGGAUGCAGCGUUACCAUCUGCAAAAAGACUUCCAAAACUGAAAUUCGGAACAGUGUAAGGAAGAAAUCUGAGUUUCGUGAUGUGCUGCAAGAGCUACACAGCAAAGGGAACUUUAAAAAAGGCAAACGAACAAGAGGAAAUCAUUCUCAAGUUGAGAAAGCAGAAACAUUUCCACUGAUGACAUCUACCAAAAUGUGUAGGAGUCAUCUGAGAGUGUUAAAGAAGAAUUAAAGAAGAAUUCCAUUUCCUGACAAGAGCAAAAAAAUCAGCAGAACGUCUGACUCAGAAGACCGUGACAAAAAAGCCUCAGUGCUGAGUUCCCUUUCUCGUCUGACUUUUGACCUUGGCAACAUUACACAGAGCUGCAUCGCACCUUUUUCAGCUCAUCCAUUUAUCUGCAUUAAUGACGAUGCAGAAAAUGUUGAAGGUACAGCCACGAGUUGUUAUUUUUAGCACUGUAUGCUGUAGUGUUGUGCCAAUCUCCUCGUAACAUUUCCUCAAACUUUACUGAAGGCCAUCACCUGCUGCCUUGGAAACUAGCAUUCCUCGCUAUGUCUUUUUAUCUCAGAAUUAUGAGGAAAAAAAGUCAGCAUUCUGAGAUCAAAGUCAUGAUUCUGAUAAAAAUAAGUCAGAAAGCUGAACUUAAAGUUAGAAUUUUGAGGGAAAAUGUCAGAUUUCUGAGAAAAACGUCAGAAUUC